This is a messenger RNA of Metopolophium dirhodum (rose-grain aphid), 2392 nucleotides long. RefSeq names its product kelch-like protein 17. The transcript has 11 exons. The record is from RefSeq and is a predicted model, not a curated record. The coding region runs from base 344 to 2170 and encodes 608 amino acids. Gene Ontology annotation, molecular function: protein binding. Lineage: Eukaryota; Metazoa; Arthropoda; Insecta; Hemiptera; Aphididae.
UAUUUUAGUCAUGAUAAAUUGAUAACAACAACAUUAUUUUUGUCGUUCUCGUCGUUCGAAUUAUAAUUUAUAAAUUAACGAAUACAGCAUUACGGCGAAUACCUACGUUGAAAACCCUAGCCUGAACAAUAUUAAUUAUAAUAUAGUAUUAAUUACCUACUUAUCUAUGAUAGUUCCAUUCAUUGUUUACUAUGAGAUUCAUGCAUUCCGCUCCAACAACACUAGCCGACGGAAGCGUUUUCGAUUUCGGUUCCAUCCACCGCAAUAAAAUGCCAUGAAACACUUCCGUCUGCCGUGUUGAAAACAAUAAUUACUGUCGUACAAGACGGACAUAGAAAAAAAAAUGGCCACUCCGGAAUCAAAAAGAAUAAGACUUUCUUCUCAAGACGUAGAAAAUACAGCAAAUGUCAAUGAAGAAGUAGAAACUAAUGUAUUACUAAAAAUACCAAACGGUGUAUGUUACAAGAAUUUUAAUGAAAUGAGAAGGAAUGAACAAUUAUGUGAUAUAAAAAUCAUUGCAAAAAAUGGUGAAGAAAUAUGGGCUCAUAAAGUUGUUCUGGCAGCUAACAGCGAAUAUUUUAAUAUUAUGUUUAAUAGUCAAUUUAAAGAAUCCAAGGAAUUGGAAAUCCAGAUUCAAGAAUUAGAUCCAUAUGCAUUGAGUUUGUUAAUUGACUUUAUUUAUACGUCUGAGUUAGCUGUAAAUGUACAAAAUGUCCAAGAAAUUUUAAAUGGAAUCUGUUUGUUACAAUUGGACGAAACAAUUCGCAGUGAAUGCAUUGAUUAUAUUAAAUCAAGAAUUGAUCCCGCAAAUUGUUUAGGUAUGAAAGAAAUGGCUGAAUGUCUUGGAUUAAGUAAUUUUUAUACAUUCUGUUUGAGUUAUGCUUUAGUUCACUUUAGUCAAGUAUACAAAAAUGAAGAAUUUUUGCUGAUUACUUUUGAUCAAAUAUUACAAAUGAUUACAAGUGAAGAUCUGUGUGCAAAUGAAGAAAAGGUGUAUAAAUCUGUAAUGAAAUGGGUCAAGUAUGAUAUAGAAAAUCGUAAUAAACAUUUACCAGACUUAAUGGAAUACGUUCGGUUACCAAUUAUUUCCCAGACAUUUUUUGAGUGUACGGUUGAUAAAGAACCGCUUUUGAAGUUAAAUAACAAUUGUAUAAAAUAUUUAGAUGAAACAUAUGCUGUCCAUACAGUCUUUGGUACUGAGUUAGAAGCACCACAUUCUAUCCGUACUCAAUAUCGCCAAAAUUAUUCAGAAUAUGUUGUGAUUAUGGGCAAAAGAGCCAAACAUCAUCUUCCUCUUUUAUUUAACAUAAUCACAAAUCAGUGCAGAACUAUACCAACGAUUAUACCACUAAAUAGUAAUGGUGAAACUUAUUUACUCGAUGAUGGUCGCUUAUUCGAUCUUGGCGGUAUUGAGAGGAAUGACGAUUAUUUUCCUUAUCGUAAUGAAAAUUAUUACCAUUAUAAUCCACUAUGUUACCUUAAAUCCGCUCAUAUUUUUGACGUAAGCACAAAAAAUUGGACACCAAUUCAACAAAUGCAUAAAAGUCAUUCUAAAUCAAAUAUUGUACAGAUUGGUAUUCGUAUUUAUGUGGUAGAUUCUAAUGAUAGUGAAUACUAUAAUAUUGAACGUGAUAAAUGGUUUAAAAUGAAUUCUUUAAAUAAUAAAUAUCGAAUUGAUUAUGCAGUUACUGCUCUCAAUGGAUUUAUAUAUGCUGUUGGAGGAUAUUUUGAAUAUCGCGAAGUUAAGUUCGUAGAACAGUUUGACCCUAAAACUAAUAUUUGGAAAAAUGUAGCACCAAUGUUACAUGGUAGAGUUGCCCCGGCCCUUUGUGCAUUGAAUGGUUGUAUGUAUGCUAUAGGAGGAAAAGAAUUUAUUGGUAAUCGUAGUUUGUCUCUGGUGGAAAAAUAUGAUCCAUCAACUGACUCUUGGGAAGAAGUGACCAAGUUAAACCAUGCUAGGUCCCAUGCAGGUGCUGUGGCUGUGAAUGGAAAAAUGUAUGUGUUUGGAGGUAUUCACAGCAAUUUUACAAUCGAAGUGUUUUGUCCUUUCAAAAAGACAUGGUCAGUUUUGUCGUCAACAGUACUGAACUCUCUCAAUAUGUAUGGUGCCUGCAAUGCGUUCAAUGUCAAACUACACCUUAAAAGUGAAAUUUUUAAGUUAAUUGAUUGAUUACAUUGUUUAAUAUUAAACUCUAUUGUUAUUAUUUUUUUAAAUUUUACUAUUAAAUUUAACCGUAUAUUUUAAAAACACUGAUUAAUACAUUACAAUAUAUACUUUGUUUUCGUAAAUUCAAAAUUAUAUUUUCUUUAUAAAUACGGAACAAGCCCAUAAAACAAUGAGGUUAUUAAAAUAUUUAAUGAAUAAUGAUAAACAGAUUGGUUUAUACAAAAU